Molecule: messenger RNA, 5377 nt
Organism: Cygnus olor (mute swan)
Lineage: Eukaryota; Metazoa; Chordata; Aves; Anseriformes; Anatidae
Gene: CXXC5
Product: CXXC finger protein 5
Exons: 3
Coding region: 3581-4411 (276 amino acids)
Cellular component (GO): nucleus
Molecular function (GO): methyl-CpG binding; zinc ion binding
Source: RefSeq, a predicted model, not a curated record
GAGAUUGAUUUAUUUAAAAUUAAAGGAAAGCAGAAGUUAUUUUUAAAGACAAGAGUUUUUACAUCUGAAGGAGCUGAUUACUUUCCAGUAAUGCUGGGCAGUGGACAGUGAAAUAAUGCAGGGGGGCUGGAAAGCACCGUCCGUCAUUUUUACAAGAAGCAAAGCGCCUCUCCCGCUCCUCUCUGACGAUAAACGGCUCCUGCAAUCAGGGAGCCGCUUUGCGCACCGCUUGGUGAUUGCUUCUGCAGGUGCUGGGCCACGGGAGCUCCUCUUGCCACCUUUUUUCAGAGUAGUUGGCACUCCUGUAGUGCUGGGUGGACCGAGCUGAGCCCCGGGUGCAGCCCUGCUGUGGCAGGGAAGGGGAGCAGUGGGGUGCGCCGCUCUGGAGGUUUUGGGUUCUUUUGGGUGAAGCCCGUGGACAGGAGAAAGCCUGGGGCUGGGACGGCAGGAGCCGCUGCUGGCUCACGCAGGGAGCAUCCAGGCUGGCAUUCCUGGUCUCUGGGGCAGGGAGUGCCACGGAGGGGCAGCUCCAGGCAGGUUUCUGGGGCUACCCAGCCCUCUCCAUGGGCUCCAGCUCUCUUGGAGCUCACCGGCAGCUCGGGCCCUGGGGCGGGGGCUGCCAGACCCGUCCUGAGGCUCAGUCCAUGCUGCAGGGGAUCCCGCAGGGGUGGUGCUCGGGUCUCUGUAGGCUCGGGUCUCUGUAGCCCUCUCCAGGACUGCCCAGGACCUUGUGCAUUGGGCUGGGGGCCACUGGGUCCGGCCUGGGGCCUCCUGACCUUGUUGGUGUCCCUUUGAACCCUGGCACGCCUCCAGCCUAAGCCGUGCGGUGCAAAGACCUGGGCGAGCAAGCGCAUCACAUGCUGCUUAAUGCCGCGUCUGUAGCUAAGCACCUUCCGACAGGGACCCAGAUGACGCCGCCCGGCGCCUUCUCCAGGGAAUGGGGGCCGCAAAGGGGGGCAGGAGCGGAGAGGGGGGGCGUCUCUGUCUUUACUCGGGUCAAUCAUAGAGACGGGAUUAAGAUAAUUAAUUCCUUCCCCCCCACCCCAGUAAUUAGCAACCUAGGCAGGGGCUGGGGAAGAGCGGCCAAGACGUGUGGGGGCACGGGGUGGCCCCGGUGGCUGGGGGGGGGGGCCCUGUUCUGUGCCCGCCGCAGCCGGGCACCCCGCGGCCUGGGCCCCGGGAGCUGGAGGCAGCGCCAGGCGGGUGCAGAUGGCGGGGAGCUGGCGGCCGCAGAGCUGCAGCUGGGACAAUGGCGGGAUUGUGCGGCGGCGGGGCUGCUGGCUCGGCACGGCUGCCCCUCUGCUCCGGCAGCUGGGUGCUUUCCAGGGCACCCGGCUGCGACGGCCGGCAGCGCGCUUGGGUGGAGAGGGUACACGGUGGCGGCUCCGGGAGUCGUCGCCCCCAGGGGCAGCGGGGAAGGGGCUGUGGGGGGCCUCGUCCCGCUGGCGCAGAGCCUAAAGCGCAGCGCUCCCAGCCCAGGUUGCUGUGGGGCACUCUGGGGGUGCCCGUGGGUCCUGCAAGUGACAGGUGGGGACAACGAGCAGCGGGACCCACGCAUGCCUUGCCUGCAGCCGCUCUGAGGGUGGGAGUCCCAUGGUCCUCACUGUCCUUGGGGAAAGCCAUUUACGAGCAGCACACAAAGCCCUUCCCCUCCUGGCAGGCUCUGCGGUGAGCAGCCCACGUCGGCGGAGGCUGCGGGGUUCGCUCAGCCCCGGCUGGGGGGGGCUCCAAGCUGCUGGGACCUGAUUUACACAGCGGGGUGGGACCAGAGAGCAGGUUCCUGAUACAGCCAGCUGGAGAGGGCUGGCCGUUACGGCCGACCGCGGGGGAAGAUGUGCCCUUGGAAAUAACUGAUGGAGACGGAGACCGCAGCGUGCUGCUGUGCAGAGAGAGGCGUGGAGGUGCAGGGCUGCCAGGAGCACAGCCAGGAGGGAGCCGGGCAUCGGGGGGGCUUGGCGGCAGCAGCAAGCUCCAGCUGGGGCCGACGUCCUGCAGCCAGUGUCCUCCCUGCUUCAGUGCCCACAGCCUGCCGUCCUGUGGCAUGGGGCUGGGGGCCCCAUGGGGAGGGCCACGGCUGGCAGCGAGCCCCCAGCUUGCUGCGGAAGGUGAGGGGCAUCCUGCUGUCCCACUUGCACUGCAGCAAGGCCAGCAACAUGCAGCGGGGUUUCAAAGAAGGGAGUGCGACAAAGAGCCCCAGAAAGUGUCUGAGUGAUAGCAGAGUCAGCUCAGGCUCCAUCUGAUUAUGGGGAGGGAGGACAGAAGCGUGAGUUUGGCAGGCUGGUAAAUCCGGGUCUGAUCCAGCACGGUGCCCUGGGGCUGCAGAUCCCUGCUCAGUGGCUGGGUCCGGCUGUGAGCCGCUGCCUGGGUGUGCGGGGCAGGGCCCAAAGUGGAGUGGCCCUGUGCAGCCACGCGGCGCUGCCGGUUGGAGCUGUGGGCCUGCUGCUGCCAGCCUGCAGCCCCGGCCCAUCGCUGCCUAGGCACGUGGGGCCUCUGUGCUCGGCGGGGCUUCUUCUGGCCCCCAAGGUGGCUGGCAGGGGACGAGCCCAUUUUGCGCUCUCCCAGCCGGCCACAGCAUGGAGGGGCAGCAGUGACCGAGCUCCUGCAGCCGCUGCGAGGGGAGCCCGGGAGCCUCCAACCCAUCGGGUGCCGCACCAAGUGCUGGCGCUGCUGGCGCUCCUGCUGCAACGGGCUGAGCCCUGCUGGGUGUUGCACACUUGGCGCUUGCCCCCCGAUCUGCGCCCACGUGGCCACGGCCCUUCCCUCACCUGGGCAGCGGCUCGGUGCCAGCUGCCCAGCGAGCUGCCCGGAGGCAGGCGCUGCCCGCCGCAGGGGGAGCAGGGCUGCCGCCCCGAGCGGCGGAAGAGGAGAAGGGCCGCAGGAAAGGCGGUCACAGGCGGGCGUGAGAUAACGCCGCCGGGCUGCUUUAUCUCACAUCCUCCCGUUAGAUGCUUUUCCUGCCGCGCUCCCCUUCUGGCCCCAGCACCAGUCGCUUUUGUCAUUAAGGUGUGACCCGUCCUAACGCCGCAGGAGCGAGCCGGGGAUGGGGACGGGGCCCGCUGCUCCCCGGCACCCCGCGGCCGCCCGGACGGAGCCGCGUCCUGGCCUUGCUGCCGACCUCUCCCUGCCCGGCCCGGGGCUGGGCCACGGCGCUGCACACGUGGCCGCCAGUCGGAAGGGCAGGCUGUCCUGCCGCUGCAGCCCUCCCUUCCCACGUGAAUUGGAGAGCUCCAGGCUGGAACCCGAGUCCUGCAUCGAUCCACACUGCAUCUUAAAUCCCGCAGCAGCUGAAGCAAGCGGUUUUAGUGCAAGGGUGGGGGUGUUUUUCUCCGCAGGCGAGCUGUCUCCUGUGUCGGGAGCCGUAUGUUUUGUAUCAGAGCCGCAGAGUAUGUCUUUGCACUGAAAUUGUACUGAAGACCUUUGCAGUCGACCCUGGAGGAUACGCCCCGUUCAUGAGCGUUCCCGUUUAAGCUUUCUCCGGUGGCUGGUGUGCUGGUGCUACAAGAAGGGCUUUGGGGGUCUUCUGCUUUGGUUUUGGGGUGCUUUUUUUUUGGUUUGGUUUUGUUGUUCUGCUCCGUGCACCAUGUCGAAUUCGGGCUCCCAUCAAGACACUGGGAACAAGCCAGAGACGGAAAAAAAUAAUCAAGAUGACUCUCAUCCCCCUGUCAACUCCGAAAGGAGGAACAAAAGUGGAAUAAUAAGUGAACCUUUGAACAAAAGUCUUAAGAAGUCCCGUCCACUCUCCCACUAUUCCACCUUUGGUAGCAGCAGCUCGGUAAGCGAACAUUCAGAGAAAGGCAACCCCUUAACUAAUGGCAACGAAGCAACUGUGGAAAAAAGUAAUUCUACCUCAAAGCACAAAAACAUCUCUAGUAUGCUGAGCAAAUUAGACAGGGUGUCAGAAAUCUCCUCAGAAGGACAGAACGCCCUACAACAGUUUGCUCAGUCGACAGAAAUGCUCAAAAGAGUGGUACAGGAGCAUAUUCCUCUAGCAAGCGACCAUGGGACUGGUAUCUCUGAUAUGGAGGCAGUCUCAGCUGCAGAGACAAUGAACAGCCCCUCUGAUUUUCCUUACCUGGGGGCUUUUCCCAUCAACCCAGGCCUUUUCAUUAUGACCCCUGCUGGCGUGUUUCUGGCAGAGAGCGCGCUCCAUAUGGCUGGCUUGGCAGAGUAUCCAAUGCAGAAUGAAUUGGCAUCUGCCAUCAAUUCGGGGAAAAAGAAACGGAAAAGAUGUGGCAUGUGCCCGCCCUGCCGAAGACGGAUAAACUGCGAGCAGUGCAGCAGUUGUAGGAAUCGCAAAACUGGCCACCAGAUUUGCAAAUUCCGAAAAUGUGAAGAACUCAAAAAGAAGCCUUCUGCAGCACUGGAGAAGGUGAUGCUUCCUACAGGAGCCGCGUUCAGAUGGUUUCAGUAGGAACGGGAAUCCCAAAGCUCUGUCAUCCAAGUGCAAUGUCACUGCUUGCUUGUGUUGUCUCAGGCAAGGGAUUUUUGGCUGAAAUGAAUGGAUGCACCUGUGUCUCUUUAGAACCAAAAAUAUUUUCUCGCAAAUUUCAUUCCUGUUUUUAUAAUUUUUUUUUUUGCGUUUGUUUAACAUCUUCGAGUCCUAGUCAGACAUUUAACUGCUUUUCAAAUAAAAUAAUUAAAAGAAAAAAACAAUGGAUCUGUAAAGUACCAAGACUUAAUAGACAGAGUAUGGACAAUCAGUUUCUUUCUGUGUUUUGGUGUUGAUGUUGUUUAUGUGUGAAAGAUGCAGUACUUGUGUAGGGAAUGUAAAUUUACAGUAACCUUUUAAAAUCUAGUUACUAAUAAGCACUACUGUAAUUUAGCACAGUUGUUUAAUUGCACCCUCAUUUAUACUUUUUAUUUGAUUAUUUCCCAUCAUACAAUAGAGUGGAUAGUUUCUAGAAUGCCUCAACUUCAUGUUUAUAAAUGAGAAUAUGUUUAAAGCGAUGUAGUAUCCCUUCUCCUAGCCAUUCACGUAUGUAAGUUUAACCAGCAAGAGGUUUGGUAUAAAAGAUGGAAGAAAACAAUUGCUACAAAAAUGGUGGUCUUUGAAAAAGGAAAAAAAGAGUAAAAAAAAAAGAAAAAAAUGUCAUUGUUAGUUUAUUAAUAUAGAACAAGAAAUACUGCAUACAGAAAAAAUCCUAAUUGCAAUGGUUUACUUCUAGAAGUAAUUUUUGUAAACUUACUGAAGUUAAAAUCAAAAUAAAAAUAAUAUUGCAGGACCUGUGCUGAAGCAGUUAUGAAAAGUGAUAUUUCUCUUCUGUUCAAAUCCCCGUCUCUCCAGCUCUCUACAUCAUUAAAUUGAAAUGCUGUUUGUAAUGUUUUAGCGAUCCAGGCUGUUUUUGUGAAUAAAAUGAAUGCAUGUUUUGUGUCAUGA